GGCGCAUAAUAUUAAUACACAGUAAACACCACCACCCCUUAACUAGGUUGAGGUUCCCCUCCCUCGUCCAUAUAUCCCACGGAUUUCGAAAAGGAAAAAUAGGAAAAAAGAAAGGAAACUGUUUCAACUGUCGCCGUUGGAUUUCCUCUCAGCUCCAUCACCGCCGUUUCUCCAAUCUCCUUCUUCUUCUUAUUAUUCUCAUCACUUAACUAUUUGCUUCCAUGGUUUGUUGCGGUCCUGACUACCCUCGAUUGCUUGAUCUGAUGCCCAAGUAUCGAUCCGAUUGCCUCGAUUUAUGUGCCGCCACCGAUUGAAUCCCCGCCGACUUCAUCGAGCUAGGUCCUGAUAUAGCCCCCCCCCACCCGGGCUCUCGACGUAUCUUCUGGCGUUUAUUUGAUAUGUCCUUCUCCUUUUCACCUUUGGCGAGGUAGCUUUAGUGGUUUUGGUUUGGUUUUUCGAUUUGGUCCUCAAGUUUUGGAGCUUUUGUAUCGUCUUUUGUAGAUAGGUCUUUGUAGAUUCGGAUUUUGUGUGUUUUUUUAAUAACUAAAUUAGUGUUAGCAGAGAAGCUUCAAAUCCGCGAAACGGAUUUGCAAAAUUUAUUUCAGAUUUUGAAAGUUUUGAUCGAUUAGUUUUGAUAAGAGUAGCUGGAAGUGUGUAAAUUUAUAGCAAACUACUUUGGUUUUGGAGGGUGGUCCAGUUGUUUUUUUUUUCUUCCCUAUCUCUCUCCUGUUCCCUUACUUGCUUAUCGAUGGAAGAGGAUAAUCAGAACAGUAAAAGCAAUAGAAUGAAUUGCAGUAGCAGCAUGUCCGACGUCGUUUUAGGCUGCGUGAUGCCGUACAUCGACGACCCACGCGACCGCGACGCUGUUUCACUAAUUUGCCGCCGGUGGUAUGAGCUUGAUGCUCUUACCCGAAAGCAUAUAACUAUUGCUUUGUGUUAUACCACGAGCCCGGAUCGGCUACGACGUCGCUUCAAGCAUCUUGAAUCCUUGAAGCUGAAAGGGAAGCCGAGGGCAGCUAUGUUUAAUUUGAUACCGGAGGAUUGGGGAGGCUUUGUAACUCCUUGGGUUAAUGAAAUUGCGGAAUCGUUUAAUUGCUUGAAAUCCCUUCACUUUAGACGCAUGAUUGUAACGGAUUCGGAUCUGGAGGUUCUCUCCAAGUCUCGCGGACGGGUUCUACUGGUCUUGAAGCUUGAUAAGUGUUGUGGUUUCUCUACUGAUGGGCUUUUACACGUGGGUCGCCUGUGUAGGCAACUAAGAACGUUACUUUUGGAAGAGAGUUCGAUUCUUGAGAAAGAUGGUGACUGGCUACAUGAGAUUGCCUUGAACAAUACAGUUCUUGAGACUCUAAAUUUUUAUAUGACGGACCUCAACAAAGUCAGAUUUGAAGACCUUGAACUCAUAGCCAAAAACUGUCACAACUUAGUCUCCGUCAAGAUUAGUGAUUGCGAAAUUUUAGACCUUGGUGGUUUCUUUCAUGCUGCAGCUGCUUUAGAAGAAUUUUGUGGGGGUUCCUUCAAUGAUAUACCAGACAAGUAUUCUGCUGUGACAUUUCCCCGAAAAUUGUGUCGAUUGGGUCUAACAUAUAUGGGGAAAAAUGAAAUGCCGAUAGUGUUUCCUUUUGCAUCGCAACUUAAAAAGUUGGAUCUCCUCUAUGCAUUGCUGGACACUGAGGACCAUUGUCUUCUAAUUCAAAAAUGCUUCAACUUGGAAGUUCUUGAGACAAGAAAUGUGAUUGGAGAUCGAGGGUUGGAAGUCCUCGCUUCGAGUUGUAAGCGACUAAAGAGGCUUAGAAUCGAGCGCGGUGCUGAUGAGCAGGGAAUGGAGGAUGAAGAAGGUGUCGUUUCACAAAGAGGAUUAAUUGCUUUGGCUCAGGGCUGCCUAGAACUUGAGUACAUGGCUGUUUAUGUUUCUGACAUUACAAAUGCAGCUUUAGAACAAAUUGGUGCUCGCUUAAGGAACCUGAAUGAUUUUCGAUUAGUCUUGCUUGACCGAGAAGAAAGGAUAACAGAUCUACCGCUUGACAAUGGAGUUAGAUCUUUAUUGAGGCAAUGUGAGAAGCUCCGUAGGUUUGCGCUGUACCUUCGACCGGGGGGUUUGACUGAUGUGGGUCUUGCUUAUGUUGGACAGUACAGUACAAAUGUGAGGUGGAUGCUUCUGGGUUAUGUUGGGGAGUCCGAUGAAGGGCUUUUGGAAUUUUCUAAAGGAUGUCCUAGUCUUCAAAAACUGGAAAUGAGGGGAUGUUGCUUCACUGAGAGUGCACUGGCCAGAGCUGUGAUGCAACUGACUUCUUUGAGGUAUUUGUGGGUGCAAGGUUACAGAGCAUCAUCCUCCAUGCCAGGGCGCGGUCUUCUAGCGAUGAUUCGGCCCUUUUGGAACAUCGAGUUGAUUCCUUCUAGAAAUGUUGUGAUGGUUAAUCAGGUGGGAGAGGAUGUUUUGGUUGAGCAGCCAGCUCAUAUACUUGCAUAUUACUCCCUUGCUGGACCAAGAACAGAUUGUCCGAACUCUGUUGUCCCCUUGGAUGCGGUGGGGUUAGUUGCCACGUAGAGCUGUAUAUUUGAUGUUGCGUAUCUUUCUUUUUUCCUUUGAUGCCCUGUUUGUAAAUUUUUCCGUCUCUUUCCUUUUUUUGGUAAGAGGUUUUCAGUUCUAAUUUGAUAUCUGGAACCUUUAAUAAGCUUGCAUUUUAUUUGUAAUCUGAAACCAUUCGUACUCUUGAUGCCUUGCAUUCUUGUUCUCUUGAUUAGGGUCAAUUAGCCGAAGAUAUAAUAGUUUGGAGACUUGUAAUUC
Messenger RNA from Manihot esculenta (cassava), 2785 nucleotides. Its product is annotated as coronatine-insensitive protein 1. The transcript has 3 exons. Bases 749 to 2545 code for a protein of 598 amino acids. Gene Ontology annotation, cellular component: SCF ubiquitin ligase complex. Lineage: Eukaryota; Viridiplantae; Streptophyta; Magnoliopsida; Malpighiales; Euphorbiaceae. The record is from RefSeq and is a predicted model, not a curated record. Gene Ontology annotation, biological process: SCF-dependent proteasomal ubiquitin-dependent protein catabolic process.